AUGGAAGGUGAAAUUGGUUUUGUGUCGUUAAUAAAAAGUAUGAUGGGAUUGGUUGCUGAAGCCCAUGAACGUUGGGAACGUGGCAUAGAUGAUUUAAGGUCCCUCAGGUUUAUGGAAAUGGGAAAAGGAGCGAAAGUUGUGAAUAAUGAUAGUGUUAGGAGAAGUAUGAACCAUAAUCAAAGGCAUGGUAGAAAUACUAGUAACAAAAUGACGCACAUAAAAAGUGGCGUCAUACCUGUGAAGUAUAUCGGCAAAAGGGAUAAACUGAAAGGUAAAAGGAUGGAAUUAGCGUGUGAAAAGAACAUUGGUAAAAGUAAAUUGAAUGAAAAUUUUAGGGACAUUGGCUUGGAUAAUAGAGGAGAAGUCUAUUCGAAGAGUGAUGUUAAUAGAACAAUUGAUGUUGGGAAUUGGUGUAACAAUGAGGUGAUCAAGGAUAAAAAACUUUAUUACAUGCCUGAAGAGAAUGGGGAGAUCGAAGAUGUUGAUGAAAUAUCCAAUGAUGAAGAAGAAUCGAAAGAAGAUCUUGAAGCAAAAAGGAGGAUUGAUGAUGUUGAAAGUGAUGAGUUUAGUAAGAUGAAAUCUUGUGGAGUUGGCGCUAAAAAGGAGAAAAAUGCAAUUGAGUGUAUUGAAGGUGAUGAUAUAAAGAGAGAUAACAAUAGCGAUACAAUAAGAAAGUUAGAUAAAAAGUGUUGUUGUACGAUCCAAUCUGGAUAUAAUGAAACGACAUUCAUCAUUUCAGAAGAUUUUGCAAUUGAUGAAGACAUAAAUGACGAUUAUGUGAUUAAUAAAGGUGGAAUGAUGAAGAACGAUAAUCGAAGAGAAAAUGAACUCAUGGAUAUAAGAUGUGUUAAAGGUGAAGCUGCAGAUAGUAGAACAAAUGAAAUUGAGAAUUACCUCGAAAGUGAAGUCAAAAAUGAAAAGGAUAAACAGAAUGCAUUUGCUCAUUAUCAAAGCCUGGGGAAAAUAAAUUGUAGUAAUAAAGCACAUGAUCAUGAGUGCGCUGAUUAUCGAAGACUGAAGCUUCAUGAUGAUAAGAACCAUGAAAAAGGUAUUGGUCAGAGUAAAUGGAAUGUUGUAUGGGGUGACGAAGUGAAGGCCCUAUAUUAUUAUACUUCUAUAAUUCAACAUCCAAAUACUAGAUAA
This is a messenger RNA of Dentiscutata erythropus, 1143 nucleotides long. The record is from the annotation of a GenBank genome assembly. Lineage: Eukaryota; Fungi; Glomeromycota; Glomeromycetes; Diversisporales; Gigasporaceae.